This is a messenger RNA of Papilio machaon (common yellow swallowtail), 1714 nucleotides long. It is a transcript of the gene Shc, whose product is annotated as SHC-transforming protein 1. NCBI's taxonomy places the organism in Eukaryota, Metazoa, Arthropoda, Insecta, Lepidoptera, Papilionidae. Gene Ontology annotation, cellular component: plasma membrane. The transcript is spliced from 8 exons. The coding region runs from base 311 to 1624 and encodes 437 amino acids. Gene Ontology annotation, molecular function: receptor tyrosine kinase binding. Gene Ontology annotation, biological process: intracellular signal transduction; cell surface receptor protein tyrosine kinase signaling pathway. The record is from RefSeq and is a predicted model, not a curated record.
UGUCAAAAAUUAAAAAGUUACAAGUUUUAUGAAGGAAAAAUUUCUUUUUACGGACAUAAAUAAGUAUUUGUUUAUCGACUUAACUUUAAAAAUGUACAAAUUUUGUGUAUUGAUUAUAUAAUGGCGCCUCAUUUUCAAACCAUGUAAACUAUUUUAAUAUAUAACGCUAUCUAUAUACUAAAUUACAUUCCCAAUCAAUGAUCUGAAUCAUAAUGAAAGUGUACGUAGAAUAACUAGAAAUAGUUGAAGUGUGAAGUACUGGCCUAUAGAAGUGUAAUUAUUUGUAAGAUCACGCCGCACCUUUUUUGAAAUGGCUGAAAAUUCUUUUGUUGCGAAGCCGGCAAGAGGAUGGCUACAUCCAGACUCGAUCCUCGCCACAGAUGGAAUAACUUAUGCUGUCAGAUACAUAGGAUGUAUGGAAGUAUUAACGUCGAUGAAAAAAUUGGAUUUCGAUACAAGAUCUCAAGUUGCAAAGGAAUGUAUUGCCCGAGUUUGUGCUGCAGCAGGUCUAAGAUCAGCUGAUAAAAAACGUCGAAUUAGCCAAGCUGCAGCCUGUGCACUGGCCGCCAAGCCACGGAUGUCACAUUCCGGUUCAAAUGUUGCCCUUACAAUAUCUUCAAAAGCUAUAACCAUAGCUGCUCUUGAAGGUGGAGAAACAAUCGCACGUCAUGAUAUGCCGAGGGUAUCGUUUGCUUCUGGCGGUGAUUCUGAUUCAUUGGACUUUGUUGCAUAUGUAGCGAAGACAGCGCCACCCACCGAGUGGAGAGCUUGUUAUGUACUAGAAUGUGGUGGCAUGUUGGCCCAAGAUGUAAUUUCUACUGUCGGACAAGCAUUUGAGUUGCGGUUCAAAGAGUUUUUAACAAAACCUUCAUCGGUGAACGUAAACGGUUCUCGUGCGCUGUGCACGGAAGAAGCGGUGAAGGGCGCAAGCGGGGUCGUGUUGGAGGAGCGCGACUACUAUAACGACUUACCCGACAAGAUCCCUCCCGAGGCCACGCCCUCCUACCGACACCCCCCUCCGCCGCCGCUAGCCUCCCUCGCCUCCCUCGCGCCAAUAUCCUCUUGUGAGGAGAGUGUGCGGCACUACGUGAACCAGACUCCGCCGCCGCGCACUCCGCCCACCGCGCUGCUGCCCAAUCACAACACUGAUAUAUUUGAUAUGCAGCCAUUCACAGCUGCGCCGAUGACGUCACCAUCGUCGUCGUCGCCGUCAUGGUCGUGCGGCGGGGCGGGGGCGGGGUCGGUGUUGGGGCCGGGCAUACCGGUGUCGGAGGCGACGGGCGAGCCGCUGUCGAGUGCCGCGCAGGCCGCACUGCUCGCCGCCGAGCCCUGGUUCCAUGGACCCAUAUCCAGGACAACAGCCGAAAAGCUGGUUGUGGAGGACGGGGAGUUCCUGGUGCGGGAGUCAGCGGCGUGCCCCGGACAGUUUGUACUGACGGGCGCACGACGCGGACACCACAAGCACCUCCUGCUCGUCGACCCCAAUGGAGUCGUACGAACGAAAGACCGUAUAUUCGAGAGCGUGCCGCACCUGAUCAACUUCCACUGCAGCAACGAGCUGCCCAUCGUGUCUGCUGACUCCGCGCUGCUGCUGCGCCGCCCCGUGCCGCGCCCCGACCCCUGAGUGUACCGCUUCACCCCCGUAUUAUGCCCCUGAGUGUACCGCUUCACCCCCGUAUUAUGCCCCUGAGUGUACCGCUUCACCCCCGUGUUA